Molecule: messenger RNA, 3740 nt
Organism: Acanthochromis polyacanthus (spiny chromis)
Lineage: Eukaryota; Metazoa; Chordata; Actinopteri; Pomacentridae
Product: paired box protein Pax-2a-like
Biological process (GO): regulation of transcription by RNA polymerase II; anatomical structure development
Molecular function (GO): RNA polymerase II cis-regulatory region sequence-specific DNA binding; DNA-binding transcription factor activity, RNA polymerase II-specific
Source: RefSeq, a predicted model, not a curated record
GGACGAGGAGGAGGAGGAGGAGGGUUGCAGCUUUUAGAACCACAGACACACAGAGAGAGGCUUCAUUCCCAGCCCCAAAGAUCCAGCAUUACGCAUCCAGCGCCGCUAAAAGAGAGAGAGAGGGAGAGAGGGAGAGAGAGAAAGCCUCCUUCCGAUGUGCGUCCACGUUUCUCCGCCGUGUUUUUUCCCUGCCUGACGCGUGAAUCAAGGCCACCAGGACUGAGGAGAUAACCGGGCCCUGCACGCUGGAACCGGAACGUUUCGUUUGUGUAUUUAAAAAAAAAAAAAAAAUCAAAACACAAGAGAGACGCGGUUUUUUUCUGGCUUGUGUGCUGGCAAUGCUGUGAGAAUUACCUCUGGUUACUCCAAAAUCAAAGAACAUACCGAUAAACUGCUCGCUCCGCUGAAACAAUCCUCCGGUCAUGCUGUGCACCUGCCAGACCUCCGCUGCUGCUGCUGCCGGACCGGACUGUUGAAGAAAAAAAGAAGGGCAACUUUGGAGGGGGGAGAAGUUGCCAUCAGAUCGGUUGUAGAAGCCGGGGGGUGGAGGGGCAAACUAAGUCCCUCCAUCGAGUAGAAUCACCUUUUUUUCUUCACAUUUUCAUCCUUGAUAGGAAGGCGAAACGGCGACUUCAGUUGAUUAUCUCUCUUUCCUUUGCUAUCCAAUGGAUAUUCACUGCAAAGCAGACCCCUUCACAGCAAUGCACCGGCACGGAGGUGUGAACCAGCUCGGCGGGGUGUUUGUGAACGGCAGACCCCUCCCGGACGUGGUGAGGCAGCGGAUAGUGGAGCUGGCCCACCAGGGCGUCCGGCCCUGCGACAUCUCCAGACAGCUGCGGGUCAGUCACGGCUGCGUCAGCAAGAUCCUGGGCAGAUACUACGAGACUGGCAGCAUCAAACCAGGGGUGAUUGGUGGGUCGAAACCCAAAGUGGCCACCCCAAAGGUGGGAAAAAUCGCAGACUACAAAAGACAAAACCCCACCAUGUUCGCCUGGGAGAUCAGAGACAGACUGCUGGCAGAGGGCAUCUGCGACAACGACACUGUUCCCAGCGUCUCAUCCAUUAACAGGAUCAUCCGGACUAAAGUCCAGCAGCCUUUCCACCCGUCUCCGGAUGGGACGUCUCUGUCAGCACCGGGACAUACAAUUGUACCAAGCACAGCCUCUCCGCCUGUAACCAGCGCCUACGACCCUGCAGGAUCCUACUCCAUCAAUGGUCUGGGUAUUCCACGAUCCAACGGUGAAAAGAGGAAAGAGAUGAAGGUAAGGGUAUGGACAGAGUGUGGGAGAGAGAAGGGGGGAAUGUCUCGAAUGUUGCUCUUUCUUCUUGUAGAUGGUUCAGAUGGUUCUGGCCCAAACAGUGAUUCUCAGGGUAGUGUGGAGAGUUUACGGAAGCACCUGAGGGCAGAUGCCUUCACCCAGCAGCAGCUGGAAGCGUUGGACCGGGUCUUUGAACGCCCCUCGUACCCUGACGUCUUCCCUACGUCGGAGCACAUCAAACCGGAACAGGCUAAUGAGUACUCGCUCCCUGCCCUGAAUUCCAGCCUGGACGAAGUCAAGCCCAGUUUAUCCUCUAGCGCCAACCCAGACCUGGGCCCCAGCGUGUCGCAAAGCUACCCUGUAGGUCGGGACAUGGCCAACACAACCUUACCUGGUUACCCCCCUCACGUCCCCCCGACAGGCCAGGGCAGCUACCCGACCUCCACGCUCGCUGGGAUGGUUCCUGGGAGUGAGUUUUCGGGGAACCCCUACAGUCAUCCGCAGUACACGACCUACAAUGAAGCCUGGCGAUUCAGCAACCCAGCAUUACUAAUGCCGCAUCGAGAGGCUCCGCCCCUCCCACUGCUGCCACUGCCUAUGACCGUCACUAGUUACCAUGGAAACCAAAUCAACCUGCAGGACCAUGGCCUCAGCCUCCAUAUUGCCCCGGUGUGAGCGGCAUGGUCCACUGGACACUGAGCAACUGCGCAUAAAAUGUUCCCGGCUGACACGAUAAGCAACUUAAGGGUUUAUUUGGGGGGAUUCAAGACAUCUUCUGUCCUCUCUCUCCGUCAUCGCAGCUUUUUUGGACACUCAAAGCCAAAAGAAAUAAAUAAAUCUUCAAGACGUCACCACGGACACUGAAAGACACACAUGCUGACACUUGUGGCUCACAACAGUGGUUUAAAAAAAAAGAGAAAAAAACGGAAAAAGACUCAAAACAAAAAUAUCCUGAAUUUAUUUUCCCUUCUAGCAGUGUCACAGUUUCAUCCCAUCGUGGAUCAAUACUGUACAUUCCUUUUCUUGAUGGCUCUCUGCAGGGACACUGUCCGGAGCUUAAAAUGUAGCAGCAGCCUUUUUUUUUUCUCCUCCUUCUGUUUCCUCAUUCGUCUCCCACUUGAUUCAGACCAGAGGGGAUUAGCAGCAGCACACGCAGGCUGUGGCAGGCUAGCGUUGUUUUUAUCCAUUUGAACAGUCACCGACCAAACAUCCAGCAUGAGUAAAUCGAUCGCUUUUUUCCGAUGCCAUGAGAAGAUUAGGACAUGUUCUCUGUGAUACACAAUCAAGAUGUAAAAAAGAAGAAAAAAAAAGGAGAAAAAAAUGAAAUAAAUAAACAUCAGUUUGAAAAUAGAGGGAGCCAUGACAAUAUAGCACCAUGGCACACCUGCUAUUUGCAAGAUUUCAAGAAACUAGUAAAUAUAUUCUUAAAAAUGAUUUUUUUAUUUCAUUUUUAUAAUUCGUAAAAACUGCAGACUGCUUGGCUAGUGUUUUACUAUGUCUUAUUUGUCAGGAUUCAAGAGGUCAUCAGGCAAAAAUCGUAUUUUUUUGUGUCUUUUUUUUUUGUUCAUUUUGCACUAUUUUGGAAGUUUGCAACACUGGAGCGUUAUUAUGCAGAAAAAUGAUGUGCAUAUUUGCUUUAUUUCACACUAAAACUGGCUGUAAGUCUAAAAAGUCUCAGUCUGAAGAAGGCACUUACAGUUUUUACAGUUAAUCUCGUAAUUCAAGGCCCCAUCGUGUCACUGCCUUGAUGUGCACUAUGCUACGUUCUCACAGCUUCCAUUCCUAUUUCAGUUUAUUAAGUCUUUGGCAUUACAACCACAGAAAAAGGAUACAACAGCCAUCCCGAGUCGAACCAUGUUUCAUCGUUUGUCUAGUUUGAGAACAGAAGCGCCCAGAUUCACUCCCAACUCUGGCAACUCCAAUAACAUCAGAAAGCAGGGCGACAAUUUCAGCUAAAUGCCUUAAACAUGUUCCUCCCUCCUCAACUUAAGCUCCCUCACAUGUUUCAGGCCAUGUCAUUUCUUUGAAUCAAGCUGGAUUGAUGUUUUUUUUUCUUCAUCUGUCAAGUGAAUGUAUUUUGCAUUUGCCAAAGACUUAGUUCUUGUUAAUGUUUAUUUACAGGCCGCCUAUUAUAUGCAUCAUGAGAGCAGUAUUAUUAUUAUUAUUAUUAUUAUUAUUAGGAGAAAAAAAAGCCCACGUUGCUCAUGAGGAAAAGUCUAUGUAUAAAUUCUAUGCAGUGCAGAGAUGGUCAUCAUAUGCAUAUUCAGCUGUAAACCUAAAGGUAGGUGGAGUUUAUUUAAUGUUAUGUUAUUUACAAAUUGUUCAUUUUGUAGAGGCAUUUUUUUGUGUGUGAUGUGAAGACACUUCUCUGUAAAUACAGUAAGAAAAAAUGUCUUUCAUGUUCAUGGGUAUUAUCACUUUCAUUAUGCUGGUAUCACUUGUACAAUAAUAAAAGUGUCUGAAAUCUUUUAUGCAAAAGGA